Molecule: messenger RNA, 899 nt
Organism: Fopius arisanus
Lineage: Eukaryota; Metazoa; Arthropoda; Insecta; Hymenoptera; Braconidae
Product: protein takeout
Exons: 3
Coding region: 50-805 (251 amino acids)
Source: RefSeq, a predicted model, not a curated record
AUUUCGCGUGAGGAAAAUUUGGUCAGUUUGCUUUCACUAACCAGUCAACAUGCGUCGGAUUAUCAUCACACUUUAUCUGUAUGGAAUUGUGUUAGAUGGAAAAUGUUGGACCGAAGAAUUACCAUCAUUCCUCAAAAUAUGCCGGAGGAGUGAUCCAAAUUUGAAUGAGUGCAUCAAACGCAGUGUGGAUCACCUAAGGCCUUAUCUCCAGACUGGAAUACCUGCUUUCAAUAUUCCUCCGUGUGAACCACUUCAUGUACCUGAGAUAGCAAUUAGUCAAGCGGCAGGACCUGUAUCAAUCAGCUCUUCUUAUUCCAAUAUUCAAAUUGGAGGUGGAUCAGAUUUCAAUUUGAAGAGUGUUAAAAUCGACACGGAUAAAGAUCGAAUUCGUUUGAAACUCUACAUUCCUCGAUUAACGAUGUUAUCAGACUACAAAAUGAUUGGAAAAAUUCUGAUGUUGCCCAUCACUGGUCACGGACGAGCACGGGGAAAUUACUCCGAUAUCGAUGCAAUUGUGACAAUCCAGGGCGAACGUUAUGCAGAUCGCCAAACCGAAAAAACCCACUUCAGAGUGGUCGACUUCUAUUGUGAUUUUGAAGUCGGCCAUGCCACUAUUCAUCUGGACAAUCUCUUCAACGGUGAUGAAACCCUCGCUGACGCCAUGAAUCUCUUCCUCAAUGACAACUGGAAGACAGUAGCUGCUGAGAUCAAACCAGUCCUUGAAGAAACAGUUUCCAAAUUAUUCAAAAAUUUUUCAAACAAAAUUUACUCAAAGUAUCCACUCGAUGUACUUCUACCCCCUUAAGUCAUGCCUAAAUUGGUGUUGAUUGAAAAAAUUAUAAAAUGGGCAAUGUCAAAACAUCAAAUUUUCAACUCUCAAUUAGGUGAUUUUCUCAUUU